Molecule: messenger RNA, 4007 nt
Organism: Loxodonta africana (African savanna elephant)
Lineage: Eukaryota; Metazoa; Chordata; Mammalia; Proboscidea; Elephantidae
Gene: RAD9B
Product: RAD9 checkpoint clamp component B
Exons: 11
Coding region: 2622-4007 (461 amino acids)
Biological process (GO): DNA repair; mitotic intra-S DNA damage checkpoint signaling; DNA replication checkpoint signaling
Cellular component (GO): checkpoint clamp complex
Source: RefSeq, a predicted model, not a curated record
AAUCUGAAUCUGCUAAAAAUAACACUAGUAAGACAUGGUACCUCACAAGGACUGAUGACCUAAAUUCUAGAAAGUAUUGUGGGAUACCCUCAUGUGUACCAAAACGCUUAAGUCUGAAGGUAUAACUGUAUGAAUGGCCACACAACUGAUACCAAAUUAGUAAGCAGCCUUACUAAAGCAGAACGCUGGUUUCCAGCAGGGAGCCAAGUUUUAGGGGAAAUAGUGUUGCAUAACAAAUGUCCUUUGAGGAGUGUCCUUGUCCAAAUUUCAUAGUCUUUUGACAGGUCAGGUUAGAAACAGAUUAUGUUUUUUUUUAAAAAACAGCAAUAGAUCCCAGAAAUGGCAGUCUUGUUAAAUUCGAAUAAGGAACCAACCCAACCAAAGCAUGGGAAUUUGGUUCCAAUUUCCCAUUUGACAGACCUUAAAAGGGUGAGAAACCCAGUAAUCAGCCACCCAACAACCACUGUUAGUAGGAGCUAAGAGAAGAAACUUACUCUGUGCCCAGCCUUAGUGGAAUGAAGAAGUUGAUUGCAGACAAGGGGAUGAAAAAAAAAAAAAAGGGUGAAACAUGACCAAUGUUAAAAGAAAGCAACUAAAAGAAACAAACCAAAAAAAUUAAAAAAAGAACCCAUAUCCAAAUGAAAAUGUAACAAUUGUUAAUGAUUUUUUAGUGUUAUGAAAGAAAAUGUUAAAAAUCAGCUUGCUCAAAUACCAAAAGAACUAUUUGCUGUAUUUUUAAACAAGACACACAGGCACUUACUAAAAUUCUGCCUUGCCGAUUUGUUCUAUUUUCCAUAAUUCUGUUCUCUACCUUAACUCCCAUCCCUUUUGCUCCCUGUUCUAUCUGGGAUUUUAUAGAACAACGAAGCUUAUAUGAAGGCUGGCAUUUUCUGGAUUCUUAGGGUUUAAUUACUCCUCAGAUAUAUGGCUUUAGUUCUCCUAUGUUCAAAAUUAUAGCAGUUGGAAAAUUAUACUGUAGCUAGGUCAUUAUUUCUUUUUUUGUAAAGGAUCUAACAGCACAGUAAGUACAUGAUAAGUAAUAAAAUUGCCAACUAAAGAUGAGAAAGAUAAAAAAAACAAACACCCCUUUACCAGCUAGAAUUGGACCUUCCCCACAUGUGAAUUUGCGGCCCACAGACUGCGGACACUAAAUACUAAGUGUUGAAUUUCUCUAGUCUCCUUUGCCAAAUAAUGCUUCUAAACAUAAUCAGCUAACAAUGAAUUUUGCAUGAUUCUUUCACACACAAAGUGAUGUACCACUCUGGCUAACCUAAAAAAGUACGUUUACCUCUCAAAACAGCUUCAGAAACAUGAUUCAUAUGUCCGGCAAUUACUUCCCUUCCCGUGGAUAACUGUUUCAAAAUUACACAGAAAUUUGACAAUGGAUUUGCUGUCCCUAUAAAUGGGAAAUUAUCGCACAAAACAGGUAUUUCAAAUCUGUAUAAAUUCCAAACGCCUCUAUCCCUUCUUUCUUGGCUCCAGAGUGACAGCAGGACAAGGUUAACAACUGGAGUCUUUAGAAGUCAAAGGUGAAUUUAAAGCCUUUUAUAAAGAAGUGAAAAAAACCACAGAUCAUACAUCUUUGGCUAUCUCCUCUAUACGCCAAUUCUUGAAAAGGCAAUGUUUGUCCCAGAAUCGUGAUAAUCUUAAAAAUGCAACGGAUGUCUAUCAGAGAGAAAAGUCCUUUUACAUGUAACCUCAUCAACACAAAUACCAGGAUAAUCAGAGCUCCUUUUGAAACAGUUCUUAAAUUUUUAGGAGAUCAAGGGCAGCCUGAAAAUCUGAUGGCAGCUAUGGGCCCUCUCCCGUAGCAGAUCCCCAGUUUUUAUGUGGGAAGGUCUGGAGCGGUAAUAAAUCUGUUGAGAGGGCUGGGGUAAUGGGAGGAGCCUGGAGGAACCCAAUGAAUGGGUAAGGUAAAGGCCCCCUAACUAGCCCUUAGCACCAACACUGGCCCUCUCCCCGUCACAAAGUACAUACUCACAAAAACUUCCAAACAAUUUCAGGGAGUUCACAAAUGAUUAAAGAAUCCUACUCUAUGGGUUGCAGUACCCUGAGACAAGGACUUCCAGCAAUUUUAAGUACCAAAUACAGCCCCCUGAGGGCCCAGUGCACAUUUCAAUGACAGCUGCACGUUAUCUGAGGGGCGAAGGGGUUAUUUUUUACCCCCCUCCCUUUUUUUCUCCCUAGAUGGCAGACCUACACGCACAGGGAAUUUUGUUCUCUACUUCCCGUUUUACGUGCGAGAGGUCUAUUUCACAACUUGGGGGUGGGAACCAGCACACCCCACCAGCGGGAGGUGCUUUUUGCCAGGAAAGAGCAGGGAAACGUCUGGAAACCGAGGGGGACCGUGCCCCUUUCUCGGGGACGCUCGAGGCACAGGCCCAGGGCCUUCCCGGCUGCGGGUGCGGGGUCUCCUGACAUAUCAUGCAGCUGAGAGGCGCCCUUUCCCCUCGGACGUCCUCUGGCCCCGAGGGCUAGGGUGCCGGGUCAGUGCCGGCCGCACCGAGAGGUGGCCGCUCCCUUUCCUCCUUCGCCCUCCCCCCGGGCCAGGGCACAGGCCGCGCCCGCCGAGACGUCCGGGACCGCCCAAGCCCUGGCCCAGAGACUCCCCGCGGCCCCUAAUGGCGCAGCUCCUCGACCGAGAGCCAGGCCUCGGUGGCUGCCGCCGCCGUCCUCACCAUCCUGUCACCGGGCUUCGCUCAGUCACAACAACCGCCGCCACCCUCUUCCUCAGGCUCGUCGGCUCCCCGCCCACCCUGCCCACAGCCAAUGGGAAACGAGUCGACUGGAGACGGCCCUACGGAGUAUUUGGGAAAGCAGUCCAAGCUUUAUCACGAAUUAGCGACGAGAUGUGGCUAGACCCGUCUGAAAAAGGCCUUGCUCUAAGAUCUGUGAAUGCUUGUCGAUCAGCGUAUGGAUGUGUCCUCUUGUCUCCUUUGUUUUUUCAACAUUAUCAAUGGUCGGCUUCAGUGGAAAUAAAUGGUAAAGCCACACCAUCGAAUUUAAAUUGCCAGUUGGCAAUGAAGUCAAUUCUGCCCAUCUUUAGAUGUCUGAAUUCCCUUGAAAGGAAUGUAGAGAAGUGCAAAAUAGUCACCAGAUCUGACAAGUCCGAAGUACUUAUUCAAUUCUUCUGCAGACAUGGUAUUAAAAGAACUCAUAAUGUGUGUUUUCAAGAAAGUCAGCCUUUGCAAGUGAUUUUUGAAAAGAAUAGGUGUACUAACACACUAACGAUUCAACCAAGAGUGCUCGCCGAGGCGAUUGUUCUUUUUACAUCAAGUCAAGAGGAAGUCACUCUUGCUGCGACUCCACUGAACGUUUGCCUCAAGAGUUCCCAUGAGGGAUCAGUGGAUUUGACUAAUUCUGUGUACAGUGAGAUGUCUGUUGGCCCAGAUGAGUUUGACUUUUUUCAAAUUGGAGUUGACACUGAGGUAACAUUUUGCUUCAAAGAAUUAAAGGGAAUGCUGACAUUUUCAGAAGCUAUACAUGCUCCUAUAUCCAUUUAUUUUGAUUUUCCUGGAAAACCUAUGGCUUUAAGUAUUGAUGAUAUGUUAUUGGAAGCCAACUUUAUUUUGGCUACAUUAGUUGUUGUACCAAGUAGGACAUCUUCGCCGCAAUCACUGUGUCUUUCACAAAAACUAAAAAGGUCAGACUUGAUCCAGUCAAAUUCAAAGACGGGUAAAAAUGUGACCAGCAAGGCCCCAGAGUGUGUCUCGAGAAAAGCAGCACCCGAAAGGCUCCGUCCUACCAAGUCUUCCACAAAGACCUCUGCAUUGGAAAACUGCAGCACCCCUAGGAUGAAAAGAGCAGAAGGAGGCAUCAGUGAAGUUCCAGAAAGUAGUGCUGGCACGGCAGAGGAAGCACCAGGCUCCCCUUAUCUCAGGAAGUUUUCUUGCAUGUUCUUUGGAGCAGUUUCUUCUGAUCAGCAAGAACACUUCAAGUACCCUUCUGACGGUCUGGCAAAUGGCAGCCAAGAGGACAUGAAUGAUGGCAGUUUCUCCACAUUCUAA